AUGCGAUCUUCGGGGGGACAGUUUUCGCCCUAUGAAUGGACCGAAGGACGCGGCAGAGGCUUUCGGUCAGCGGACAGGUUCGCCAUUGAUAGAAGGAUUGAUCGCGGUCAGAACAAUAGAUCAUUGCAUGACAAAAAAGCGUCAGUGGAUCCAGGAAGUUUGGCCAACAUUAUACAAUGGAGAGUAUUGGAGCAAGCUAAAGUCAUCGGAAGCAUCAUUACGGCCACAAAACUCCUCGCCAAAUUCAACCUUGCGAGUGUGAUAACCCGAGGAGAAAUCUUGUUACCCACGAAUGCCGAGUGGGUGAUGAAAACGGCUCUUUUUGAAGUGGUAGAUGGUGACGUGGGAUAUAAUAUUAUUCUGGGAAGACCAUGGUUGCACGAGAUGAGAGUUGAACCGUCAACGUAUCAUCAGUUGUUGAAAUUUCCAACGCCUGAGGGAAUCAAACAGAUAAGGGACGAUCAACCGACAGCAAGGGAGAUGAAUGCAAUUUUGAUUUCCAAUAGCAAAGGGAAGGAACACGCGGUAUAA
Molecule: messenger RNA, 531 nt
Organism: Nicotiana tabacum (common tobacco)
Lineage: Eukaryota; Viridiplantae; Streptophyta; Magnoliopsida; Solanales; Solanaceae
Source: RefSeq, a predicted model, not a curated record